Messenger RNA from Didymosphaeria variabile, 792 nucleotides. RefSeq lists its product as uncharacterized. Bases 1 to 792 code for a protein of 263 amino acids. Gene Ontology annotation, molecular function: ATPase-coupled transmembrane transporter activity. The record is from RefSeq and is a predicted model, not a curated record. Gene Ontology annotation, cellular component: membrane. Lineage: Eukaryota; Fungi; Ascomycota; Dothideomycetes; Pleosporales; Didymosphaeriaceae. Gene Ontology annotation, biological process: transmembrane transport. The transcript is spliced from 2 exons.
AUGUUCGAUGCAGUGCAAUUACGCACCCUGUGGCUUCGACCACUUCCCACGUCUGUCUGUGUCGCGGCUAGUGUGCGCUUCGCGGUCAAGCUCGCCCUCUGGUUCGCAGAAGCACAGAACAAGUUCACAUGGCUGAGAGAAGAUUACCGGUCCCAGGCUCCAGAGACUCUCAGCGGCGUGUACGCGAGGAGAGUCUUCUGGUGGUUGAACGGGCUGAUGAAGAGAGGGUAUAAAGCGACGUUCCGGCCGAUGGACUUGAUGGCUAUCAAGAGGAGUUUGGGUCGAAGCCUGCUCGAAGCCCUUCAAUCUGGUAAAGACAAAGGCGGUUUGCUAAGCGCCUGUCUUCGAGCGUUCAAGCUGGACGUGGCAUAUUUGGUGGUCCCUAGAACGAUCAUGCUAACACUGAGCUACACGCUACCAUUCCUCUUCCAGGCUAUUAUCGGUCAUCUUGAUAUGCCAUUCGACAACCGCAAUCCGAGUAAUGGGUAUCUUCUCAUCACUGCGACUGGUCUUUUGUACCUUUCACUGGCCAUUAGCAAGACGUACUACCAGCAUAAAACAUAUCAGCUUGUUACCAAGAUCCGCGGCGCUCUGGCCCUCCUCAAUCGCUUACCUGUCGUCGACGGAUACCAUGUAAAGAAACCAGAUGAACGGAUCGUAUACUGCGCCCAGAAGCCGUGGCUUCCCAGCGGUACAAUUCGAGAUGCCAUAAUUGGUGGAUCGCAGCCCGAUGGAAAAUGGUACAUCAAAGUUUUGAUGCUUGCGCACUUCAUGAAGACUUCAAAACUCUAA